CCCCUUCCCCUCCCCUCCCGCCUUCUCCUCCUCUUCCCCCCCCCUCCCCCGGUGGCCAUGUUUUCUCUGCUGGGACGUGGCACUGGCACUGCUGCCGCCAUGGCAACACGCCGCUGGCUGCAGGCUACGGGCACGGGCACAGGAAUGACUGGUGCAACAGUGGCUGCUUUGUUGCAGAACAUGAGACCUUGUGUAGAUGAAGCUGCUGCUGCUGCUCACCUCGCCCGUCGCUGGGCUUCGUCAUCGGCCUUUCCCUCCACCCUGGUGUGGGAGCCAGUGCCCGACCCGGAGUCGGCAUCCAUGCCCGCCGGCCGCUGCGGACUGGGCGCGGCACAGCUUGGCUCUCACGUCUUUGUCCUUGGUGGCGAUGUGGGCUCGCCGCCCGAUGGCACAGCCUCGAGCGAGUUUGUGGUCCGCAAGGUCGUUUCCUCGCCCAACAAGCAGCAAGCGCCCAAGGGCUGGGUCGCCGUCCAGGCGCUCAACGCCGGGCCCGACGCCCGCUUCGGCCACUCGUUCUCCACCUCGGAGUCAUCGCUCUCGCUGUUUAUGGCCGGCGGCUCGACUGGACGCAACGCCCGCACCGCAGAGUUCUGGCGCUUUGUUGUCUACCCGCAGACUCUCUCCCGCGGCAACGUCGCCGGUGAGUGGCACAUCCUGCCCGAGCUCCCCGAGCCGCGCGACCUGCACACUGCCACCCUCAUCGAGGGCGCCUCAGCCUCGGCCAUCAUCAUCGGCGGCCGUGGCCCGCAGGUCGCCACCGCAGAUGUCUGGUCGUACUCGGUUCCGAGCUCAAAGUGGACCAAGCUGUACGAUGCCAAGGCCCACGGGCCGUCACCCGACGCGCCCGUUGCGCUUGCGGGCCACGCCGCUGUCCCUUCGGCCCUCGCCCCCGAAAUCGUGGUCUUUGGCCCCGGCUACCCGGCCCUCGAGGCCGCCAUGAAGGAGUCGGUCCCCGACGGCGUCGAGCCGGCAAACGCCGUCUGGGCGUUCAACCUCUCGUCCAAGACCUGGCGCCGCAUGGGCUCGGACGGCGGCGGCCCGCCGCUGCCGGUUGCCGGCGCCUCGGCCGUCUCUACCGACGGCGGCCGCACCAUGAUUGUCGUCGGCGGCGCCACUGUCGACCCCGAAUCGGGCGAGCCGUCGUGGCACUCGCAAUCGCCGUGGCUCUACGACUUUGCCUCCGAGUCGUGGCACCCGCUCAAGUCGGUCAACGAGCCCGCUGGCAUCGUCGCCCACGGCGUCAUCCCUUGCGACGGCCACUUUCUGGUCAUCGGCGGCGAGACCGCCGACCGCACCCCCACCAUGGCCGCCUGGAAUGUCACCCACGUCGACACCAACGAGUAGUGCGUAAACCUGUCGCUUAGCUUAA
This is a messenger RNA of Thecamonas trahens ATCC 50062, 1369 nucleotides long. RefSeq lists its product as uncharacterized. Gene Ontology annotation, molecular function: protein binding. The coding region runs from base 58 to 1344 and encodes 428 amino acids. The transcript has a single exon. The record is from RefSeq and is a predicted model, not a curated record. Lineage: Eukaryota; Apusomonadida; Apusomonadidae.